AGUACUAAUGCAACGUGUUAUUAAAAACCUGGCAACACUCAUCCGUAAAUACAAAACCAAAAACAGUUUUGAUAUUUGUUUAGAGUACCGCUAAUAAGAUAAUUUAAUUUGCUUGCAGCAAGUAAUUUAUUUAACUAUUUGUUCUGUUGAUUUUGAUUGCCAAAAUGUCUAAUCAAACAACACCUGAUGCUCUCUUUGAAAUUAAAAAUUCCUUCUUUAUUGGAAAUUAUCAAAAUUGCAUUAACGAAGCUCAAAAAACAAAGUUUAACAACCCAGCUCAUCAGCUUGAAAAAGAUAUCUUUAUGUACAGAGCCUAUAUUGCACAACAUAAAUAUGGAGUAGUGAUAAAUGACAUAAUGCCUUCCAGUCAGCAAGAAUUGCAAUGUAUUCAACUGUUGGCUUCUUACAUGAGUGGAGAUGCAGAUAAAAAAAAAAGUGUUGUUGACAAGUUGGAAAAAAAACUUCAAAGUAUCAACCCAGAAGAUAAAUUUUUACCUCUUGUUGGUGGACUAGUUUAUUACUUAGAAGAGAAUUAUGAUGCUGUUCUUCGUUUGCUUCACAAAAGUGAUAAUCUUGAAUGUUGUGCAUUGGCUAUACAAACUUAUUUGAAGAUAAACAGGGUCGACUUAGCUAUAAAAGAACUUAACUCCAUGAAAGAAAUUGAUGAAGAUUGCACUCUAACUCAACUCUGUCAAGCUUGGGUGUAUUUAACAAAAAAUGGAGAAAAAGUUCAAGAUGCCUACUACAUUUUCCAAGAAUUAAGUGACAAAUAUUCUUCAAGUCCUAUGCUAUUAAAUGGCCAAGCAGCUGCUUUGAUAGCUUUAGGAAAAUAUGAUGAAGCUGAGCCCCUACUGCAAGAAGCUUUAGAUAAGGAUUCAAAUUGUCCUGAGACUUUGAUCAACAUGAUUGUUUUAACUCAGCAUAUUGGGAAAAAUACAGAGGUUAGUGUUCGAUAUUUAAAUCAACUGAAGGAUUCUCAUGCUCUUCAUCCAUAUAUUAAGGAUUAUAAAACUAAGGAACAGGAAUUUGACCGUCUUGUAAAAGCCUAUGCACCUGCAUAAAAUUAUAUUACAACUUAUGGAUCUUAUUGUUUUGUUUUCUGAAUUUGUCAUCAGAAAUUGUAUAUUAUUAUUACUGUAUUAAAUACUUUUCUAUAAUGCA
Messenger RNA from Parasteatoda tepidariorum (common house spider), 1161 nucleotides. RefSeq names its product coatomer subunit epsilon (gene epsilonCOP). NCBI's taxonomy places the organism in Eukaryota, Metazoa, Arthropoda, Arachnida, Araneae, Theridiidae. Gene Ontology annotation, biological process: retrograde vesicle-mediated transport, Golgi to endoplasmic reticulum; endoplasmic reticulum to Golgi vesicle-mediated transport; intra-Golgi vesicle-mediated transport. Gene Ontology annotation, cellular component: COPI vesicle coat. Gene Ontology annotation, molecular function: structural molecule activity; protein binding. The record is from RefSeq and is a predicted model, not a curated record.